This is a messenger RNA of Populus euphratica (Euphrates poplar), 2158 nucleotides long. Its product is annotated as Nodulin-like / Major Facilitator Superfamily protein. Lineage: Eukaryota; Viridiplantae; Streptophyta; Magnoliopsida; Malpighiales; Salicaceae. The transcript has 4 exons. The record is from RefSeq and is a predicted model, not a curated record. Bases 109 to 1761 code for a protein of 550 amino acids. Gene Ontology annotation, cellular component: membrane. Gene Ontology annotation, molecular function: transmembrane transporter activity.
UAAAAAACACUAACUUUUCCAUGUAAAUAGGUGUGAACAGCUUGUUUUUAAGAUUUGAUCAUCAUCAGCUUUUAAAAGAAAAGCUUUAAACCCAGUAAGAAGAAGAAGAUGAAGAUAGAGAUUGUAAACACGAAAUGGAUAGCCACGGUUGCAAGCAUAUGGAUUCAAAGCAGCGUUGGUGCGUCCUACACCUUCGGUAUCUACUCUUCCAUCCUCAAAUCCUCUCAAGGCUACGACCAAUCAACUCUUGACACCGUCUCCGUCUUCAAAGACAUCGGUGCCAACGCAGGCAUCCUCUCCGGUCUCCUUUACUCCGCUUUCACUCUGCAAAAUAACCGAAGAAGAUUAGGUGUGUUUGCUGGACCGUGUGUUGUCCUCUUGGCCGGUGCAAUCCAGAGCUUCUUGGGGUAUUUCGUGAUGUGGGCAUCUGUUGUUGGGUUGAUUCGCCGGCUUCCGGUGGCGGUGAUGUGUUUCUUCACAUGGAUGGCUGCUCACGCGCAGACGUUUUCUAAUACGACGAAUGUGGUGAGUGGGGUUCACAAUUUCGGAGAUUAUGGUGGGACCAUCGUCGGGAUCAUGAAGGGCUUUCUUGGUUUGAGUGGAGCAAUUCUAAUCCAGCUCUAUCAAACAGUGUGCAAUGGUGAUCCUGGCACUUUCCUUCUUCUUCUUGCACUGACGCCAACUCUAGUCUCUCUCUUGUUCAUGAGUUUGGUACGAAACUAUGACACAAAUACAAAAGAUGACAAGAAGUACUUGAAUGCUUUCUCUGCAGUUUCUCUGAUUAUUGCAGCUUAUCUCACAAUCAUCAUAAUUUUGGAAAACAUCAGUAGUCUGUCAUCGUUGGCGCGCAUAAUUACGUUCACAGUCUUGCUGCUUCUAGUUGCCUCACCUCUUGGAAUUGCAGUCAGAGCCCAUAGAGAGGACUCUGAUAGGUAUGCACAAGCGUUACUGGAACAGAGGGGUAGCAAACAGAACGCAGUGAUAUCUUCUGAGAUCUGUAAAGCAGAGGAUUCUAUAGAAUAUCAUGAACUGCCUAGUGAAGAAGGUCAAGCAAAGGCUGCUUCUGACGACGAAAGGCUGUCAGAUGAAGGAAACAUGAAUCUCUUGCAAGCCUUAUGUAGCGUAAACUUCUGGUUGUUAUUUAUCGCUAUGUUUUGUGGCUUAGGUUCUGGACUUGCUAUGAUAAACAACAUCAGUCAAAUAGGAGAAUCUCUGGGUUACACAGCCACUGAAAGAAAUUCUUUGGUUUCAUUGCUGAGUAUAUGGAACUUUCUUGGCCGUUUUGGAGCUGGCUUUGUGUCAGAUAUUUUCUUGCACAGAGGUGGUUGGGCAAGACCACUGUUUGUCGCUGUUACUCUAGCAAUCAUGACCAUUGGCCAUGCAAUUGUUGCUGCUGGUUUUUCCAAGAACUUGUACUUGGGUUCGGUACUAGUUGGUGUUGCUUACGGUUCACAGUGGUCAUUGAUGCCUACCAUCACUUCUGAGAUAUUUGGGGUGGGGCACAUGGGGACUAUAUUCAACACCAUUGCCCUAGCAAGUCCCGUUGGAUCUUAUACAUUCUCUGUAAGAGUAAUCGGGUUCAUUUACGAUAAAGUAGGAAGCAGUGAAGAUAAUACAUGCUUCGGCAGUCGAUGCUUUAUGUUAUCUUUUAUGAUCAUGGCAUCUGUUGCUUUCUUUGGAGUUCUUGUUGCUCUCCUAUUGUUCUUUCGGACCAGGAGGUUCUAUAAGUCGGUCGUGUUCAGGCGUUUGCAAAAUUUGUAGAGACAUGAGAGGUGAAGGUGGAAGGUUUUGUGAGACAGAAUGUAUGUUACAGUCAAUUUUCCUGUUCAGGUUGGCGUGCAUGGCAAGGAUCAUCAUUCUACUGAUAAGUCCUAUAUGAUACGAUCGAAUCAGAGAAAUUUUCAGCUUAAUGUCAAGGAUAAGAGUCAACCAGAUCUCCUUGUAAUCACAACAGCAUCAGCAUAAUCACACAUAUAUGAUCAUCAUUCCAGCUUAAUUAAUGUCCUGAUUGCUGUAUGAUUUUCUAUCGUAUUACAGCUGCCUAAUUUCUAUCGUAUAGCUAUUUUGAUCUCAAAUGCUUUGUGUAUUCAAGUUCUGCAAGGAUGAAAAUCAAGCCUUUUGGCCUUAAUAUUAUACUUUAUUUGUUCACUUUCUUUUC